GCGGGGCUUCCGCUUCGUCCGCGGCCGGGCUCGAGCGGAGCUGAGGAGCGGAGCGCUUCUUUUUCUCUCUGCUUUUUUUUUUUCCUUUUCACCGUCGCUUCAUCUGGAGGCAAGCGGAGCAACGCAACGAGGCCACGAAUCCUAGCGGAAACCCCCCUACUGCAGUCGCGUGCACCGAGAAGAAAACAAACAAACAAAACAAAACAAAAUCAAACAAACCAGUAUUUUCAACGAUGUCCGAACCGCGGUACCGAGAGUGGAUCCUGGAGACAAUCGACUCGCUGCGCUCGAGGAAAGCGCGACCGGACCUCGAGAGGAUCUGUCGGAUGGUGCGCAGGAGACACGGCUCAGACCCAGACCGCACGCGGGCCGAGCUCGAGAAGCUCAUCCAGGAGCAAACUGUGCUGAAAGUUAACUACAAGGGCUCUGUGUCGUACCGGAACGCAGCCAAAGUGCAACGGAAAUGCCGACGGAAGGUCGAGCAGGCGGGCGAGCGCACCAAACACGCCGCUUUCGACAACAGUGGCAGUAGUAGUAACGCCAAGAACGACAACAUCAGCGCGCGCAGUCCCGCGGACCUGGAGGCGCUCGAGCUGACGCCGUGCAGAGAUCCCUCACCCAGCAGCUGCUCGCGCUCCGCUGAAGAGAAACGGGAAGAAGAAGACGACGGAGAAGAAGAAGAAGAAGCAGCGGUUGUAUCUCCUGCGACAGGCGGAAUCAGCAGUUUAACGAGUUGCGACGGGAGAAAUGGCUCGUGUGACACCUCCAGUCCCGCCGCUGGACGGGUCGAGGUAGAAGAGACGCGCUCUGUUCUCGGCCACGCGAGCAGCGACCUGCCCGAGCCCGAGCGGCGAACUUGCACGAGCGCUCGAAACAAUAAGCAACACGCGCCCCAACUCAGGGCUGUAAAGAGCAGUGUCAAAGCAGUAGAUCUGGGCGACCGGCUCGUGGCAGCCGUGUGGAGUCUCAGCGAGCGGAACAGCCGGGGUCACGCGCCGCUCGGGCUCAAAGAGAUCUUGGGCUACCUCGGCACGCAGGCCGCGCACGCGGACGGGGAGAAGCUGACCCGCCAUCGCGUCAAAGUGGUGCUGGAGCGUGAGAUCGAGAAAGGUCGCCUGCGCAGGACGCGCCUCGGUCACAUCACCGUGCCCGGGAGGAGGUGGGGGGGGAGCACGGGGGCGGCCAAGGCGUCCGAGGCGUCCGCGCGACUCCCGGCAAACACGAACAGCGCGCCGCAGGACGGGCGCAUCUCAAAGCAGGAAAAUGUAAAGGAGGAGGAGUCGAUGGAGGUGGAAUGUAAGGAGGCUGGAAAGAUGGACGAAGAAGAACCUGAGCCUCUGACCCAGCUCGAGCCACAGAACAUCAAACCUGAAGGAGAAGCAGAGGUCAAGGUUCAUGUACACACUCCACUUUCAGCUGGUGUGGAGGUGAAGGCAUGUGGAGGUAGUGUUACUGACACACCAGUGAUCAUGGAGGAGGAACUCCAGCCUUCCACGCUGUCAUCGCCAUCGAAACUGAGCUCAGCUCAUCAGGAAGCUGAACAGUGUGGCACUGAAGUUGAAAUGGCGGUGCAGGGAGAGUCCAUUCAUACAGAAAGUUUAACACAAGAUCAAAAAGAAGCCAUACCUGACCAAGUGCAAACACUCACACCGGAUGAACCGGUUGUUGUCUCAGAUGGUGUUACGAUUCCACCCUCUAUUACCAUUAAAAAUUAUUCAGUUUGUAAGGCUGAGGUGGGCGUGUCCUCCUGUCUGCUGACUCCAUCUGCCUCUCCAGGAGCGGCCGAAGAACGAGGGAUGAACGGAGGAGUUUUUGUAAAGUCAGAGUCAAGCAUCACAAAUCCGGUCGACUGGACAGUGGCAGACGUCGCCAGUUAUUUCACAGCGGCAGGAUUUCCAGAGCAGGCUCUUGCCUUCAGGAUGCAGGAGAUCGACGGGAAAUCACUCCUUCUGAUGCAGCGCAACGAUGUCCUGACUGGCCUGUCAAUCAGACUAGGCCCUGCCCUCAAGAUCUACGAGCGCCAUGUGAAGGUUUUGCAGAGGACCCAUUUCCAGGACGAUGAAGCGUUCUGCUGAGACACACACUCUCGGUUCGGUACAAACGCUCAGAUUUCUCUCUGGCACACAAUGGCGCUUUCUACUGAGAAACAAGAAACUCACAUACACACUCUGAUACUUCUGCACUCCAUUCUGGACUUUUCCUUCCCUAUAAACCGAAGAACAUUCCAGAUAUUUGUCUUAAAGAUACUAGCACACACUUGCAGACAUUAUUAUCUCUUUCCAUUCCUAUGAGGAUGAAGAACAUCCAGUGAGGCGUUAAAACGCCCCUGAGAUCACCCCACACUACAGAGUAACAAAAACAAAGGUGUUAUUUCUUUCAGGAUGGACUGCUUGCAGCUGAGAUGGAUUUGAGUCCUCAGCCCAUGAACAAUUACCUAGGGUCAAAUUCAGCAGUUGAUGCCACAGGCAUGUGUGAUGCCCAAUAGGGGGCAGCAGAUGGCUGGAAUACACCCUAAAACGGAAGAGUCUGCUGAGUGGAAGAUGCUACAUUUGAGGACUUCAUCAUGGUCUGAAAUCAGACUUUGUGUGCAGGAUUUCACACCAGCGCUGGACGUGCUUAGUCAACAGAACAACAUUUUCUUUUUUUGAGCAAGUGCUCACUGAGAUCUUUUAAAACAUAUUGCUGAGUCACAGUUUUUGACCUACAUAGCUGCGGCACUGCAUCUUGGUCUUCCCUAUGCAUAUGGCUUCAUGCCGUGUGCAGAGAUUCUAGAACAGAUUCUGGAAACCUCAGAGGUUUCAUUAGCAGGUUCUAGAAUCUCCCAUCAGAAAAUGAAAAUUAUUAUUGGAACCUAUCAUAUUCUAGACCAGCUUCUAGAAUCCUCCCAAAGACCAUUAGAAAGUUCUGGAUUCUGUAUCAGAAAAGGAAAACAAUUUAUAGAAUCUGUCAGAUUCUAGAACAGGUUGUAUAACCUCCCAAAGUUCCAUAGAACAUCCUAGAGUCUGGUAUCUAUGUAAGAAGAACUUGAUGAUAGCUAGAUUUUUUGUUCUUGCUGAGCUCAUAUGCAAGUGUACACUAUAUGGCCAAAACUAUGUGCACCUCGACCAUCACAUCCAUAUAUGCUGGUUGAACAUCUCAUUCCAGAUUUAUUCCCCUUUACUGUUAGAAUAAGCCCCAUUCUUCUGGAGCUUUCCACUAGAUGUUGGAGAGUGGCUUUGGGGGGUUGUGUUUAUUCAGCUACAAAGAGCAUUAAUGAAGUCAGCCAUUUAUGUCAGGCAAAGGGGGUCUGGGGUGCAGUCAGUGUCCUAGUUCAUCCCAAAGGUGUUCAUUGGGGUUGAGUCAGGGCUCUAUGCAGGACACUCGAGUUCUUCCACUUCAGCUUUAAUACACCAUGAAUUUAUUGAGCUGCUUUGUGCACAGGGGCAUUGUCAUGUUGGAACAGGGUUUGGGUCUCUUAGUUCCAGUCAAGGGAAUGUUGUAAUGCUACAGCACACAUAGACAUUCUAUACAGUUGUGUGCUUCCAUCUUUGAGGCAACAGUUUGAGGAAAGAACCACAUAGAUGUGAGGGUCAGGGGGUGCACAUAUUUUAACCAUAUAGAGUAGCUUGCAAAACGGAACUCCCUUUAAAAUGCUAAGCAGUUCUAUAAUGCUUAGUGUGCUAUAAAUUUCCAUUCAGAUCUGGAGUCCAUCAGCGAAAUCAUGUGGACCUAGAAAUCAUCACUGCAGACUGUUGUGCUUUGUACAUAUGUAAAUGUGACAUGAAUUCCACCUGUUCGAAUAAUGAAUUAAUGACGGGCUUCUCACCAGCAGUUUCAUCCUCCAUAAAAGCUCUCACCAUGGAUGUUCAGAAAGUGUUUUGUAUUUGGGAGAGCUGAUCUACAGUGUGUCUACUGUAACCAAGGUCACUAAAACAAGCUGAAGAAUCAAGAUGUGGAAACAGCUGGAUUUGUGGGUUAGCAAGCUUACUUCUUAUUUACAAUUGGAUCAAUGUGGAAUUUGCAUCCUUGUCCACACAAGUGAACUGGCUUUUUGACCAUGCAGUUUAAUUUCAUGUUCACUGUAGACAUUUGCUGACAAGUUCCAGUCGACAAAAAGGUUCUCUGCUCGUUUUUGAGCUACAAGUAUUCAUGCCAUGUCUGCUGUGGCUAAAAAAAUAACUGCAAUUUUAUUGUGGUCAUUUAUUUUGAGUCUUGAUUCACUUGAUUCACCUUUAGUAGUGUUUGGAGUGAAUAAUGUUGGACCAGAGGUGGACACACUGUUCAGUUUCGUUAACACACUGAUAAUCUGUUGGAUUUGAGAGCGCUUUUAGAAAGUGGGUCAUAUUUUAUUUGACAUUCCAUUUAAGACUCUUCGCUGAUGAAACGGCUGAUGUUACAUUUUAUUGAUGGGGCAUUUCAUAAACAGCUUGCUUCUGUACUUAAAACUGUAAUCUGACUGAAUACGUAAAUACUAUUCAUAACAAUAGUAUUAUUGUUAAUAUUGUAGUUAACAGUUUACCAUCAAGCGACGUUAGUUGUUGUACUUUUGAUGUAGAUAUCCAAAUAUGACGUUGCAGUGUUGCUAGUUGUAAAUGAGUGUAUUGCAAGUCACUUAUGAAGUGCUCUAUAAAUAAAAUGGUGAGUAGGAAACGCAAUAACAUCCUCAGUCAUUAAAAAAAAAAAUUCAGACUAAGAAAUAAGGUUGGACAAUAUGGCAAACAUGAUAAUAUCACAGUAACUAAAGGCUUUAUCAGAAUAUAUUUAUAUAUUCUGAGGUUUAACAUCAAAUAAACAAUAAACAGCUAGGUUAAUGGGAGCUAACUCAAUAAAAAAAAAACAUAGAUAAUGAUUUUAAUUACAUACCAGAUAACUUGCUUAUUGUUAGAGAGAUCAUGUUAAAGCAACAGUCAUUACGUACCUGGCUAAUAUGAGUGCAGCACUACAUUUUGGUAGCAUACUCGUCUAAGUAAUGAUGCUAAAUUAUUGCAUUUUGUACUUAAGGCCAGUAUUUCAUACUUACAAACUAAGCCAGAACAUAAGAGGCUUGGCUGAAUGCUAGACCCUACUAUCUGGAUGUACAAAUUUAUUUUAAUAAAAAUACCAUGUUGUCAUAUUGUCCACCUUAAACUUGGAUACAAUGUGUUGUGAGGGUUCAAAGGGAAAAUGAUGACUUUUUUUCUGACAUUUUUUUAAAGAGGCCCUGACGCUGUGUGUGACUUUCAACAGUAACUGUUUAUUACUUAUUUAUUACUUCAUGUUUUUAUAAAACUUCCUUUUAUGUGUUCUUGUCGUGUUGAGUAUAUUCAUGAUGCUUAUAGUCUUUAACAAGCCUCCUGUGUGAAUGUGAUAUGUAAGGUCCACUAUUUCAUUUGUUAACAGGAUUUUUACACAGUGUGUUUUUUUUAUAGACUGAAAGCAGUAGGAAUGAUGAUAGGAUGCAUUGAGGGAAGUCCAGAUUAAGAGACCAAAGUGAACACUGUGUGUUACAAGUACAUGUGAUGCUGUCUGAAUGAACUGAGAUUAUAUGCCAUCUUAAAAUCAAUUAAGUGGUGUGUGAGGUGGAUAUUCAAGUAGAUUUAUUCUGUUAAGUGUCUCACCCAUGGAUGGAUAAGCAUCACCUGAGAAAAUUGUUUAAAUAAUCAAUUAUUGACAGUAAACAGUUCCGGAUGUUUUAAGGUGGCUACUUAGAGAUCAAUUUGGUCAUUCUCAACUACAGCUGCCCAGCUGCUUUUUUUAUUUGUCUUGUCACCUUAUGAUCUAGCGAAAAGAAGAUAAGGUAGAUGUGUAAUGUUUAAAAAAAAUAGUCAGCUACUUCAACUAGCAUUGUUUUUAGGUGGCUUAGUCCACAGCUAGGUGACUGCCGAGAACGUGCAGGUUGUUUAACAGCAGCAUAAUUGUUGUUACAUUUUUGUAUGGCACUGUAAAAUCAAUGAUGCAAGUACAGGCCUAAUUGUUUAACUUGAUAUAUCAAUUCUCAGUAAUGACUUAAAAAAUAUCAAGCAAAGGUCUUGAGAUUAAUGGGACAAAUAAUAAUAAUUAUUAUUAUGUAAUAAUAACAAUAAAGAAAAAUAUAAAUAAUAAUAAUGAUGAUGAAAAUUAAUGGUUCCACCGAACCUUUGUGAGACUGAUCUGAUGUCCAUCUUUUAUUUGUACAUGUCACAUACAUGAUAACGAAACCAUUUUGUGAAUGCAACUCUUUGACUGUUAUUCUGUUUUAUUCUUUUGCACUAUAAAUGCUCUUUAGUGCCGUGUGUUUGUGGUAGGGUGUGUACGAUGUUCUCAUUAACUUGUCCCAGGAACAAGACAGUGAUGAAUGUGCACAUUAGUUUGAUCACGUCUGAAAUAGGUCCCACAUUUCUAUGCAUCAAGGCUUUGUGUCGUCGAGGCCUUACUUGUUCUCAUGCUGCUCUGUACCGUGUUUGGGUUUGUUGUGUCUGUAGGUUUAUACCUCAUCUGUGCAAUGUGUCAUGGCUUAUUAAUCGUCUGCUGUUACUUUUGUUAAGAAGGAAAAUUUCAUUUUAAUUAA
Hemibagrus wyckioides is the source of this 6505-nucleotide messenger RNA. It is a transcript of the gene samd1b, whose product is annotated as sterile alpha motif domain containing 1b. NCBI's taxonomy places the organism in Eukaryota, Metazoa, Chordata, Actinopteri, Siluriformes, Bagridae. The transcript has 7 exons. The record is from RefSeq and is a predicted model, not a curated record. Gene Ontology annotation, molecular function: DNA binding; protein binding. The coding region runs from base 234 to 2075 and encodes 613 amino acids.